UCCCGGUCGCCUUGGUCGCGUCCACGCCGCCGCCGGCCCUGCCGGACUGCACCACGCGGGGCAUGAGAUAGGGGCGCACGGGCGCGACCAUCCGCGCUGCGGCGGCCGCGACUCAGCGCUGCCUCAGUCUGCAGCGGGCAGCGAAAGAGUCGCGUCGUGCCUGAGAGCGCAGCUGUGCUCCUGGGCCCGGUGCGGUCCGCCCCCGCGGCUCCUGACCAGACUGCUCCUAGGACCCCCUGCCCCGCGCCGCAGCCAUGAACUACCUGCGGCGCCGCCUGUCGGACAGCAACUUCAUGGCCAAUCUGCCAAAUGGGUACAUGACAGACCUGCAACGCCCGCAGCCGACCCCGCCACCACCUGCUGCCCCCAGCCCCGGAGCCACGCCCGGUCCCGUGACCGCCACUGCCGAAAGGGCCUCUGCGGCCGCCCCUGUGGCCUCUCCGGCCGCCCCUAGCCCAGGGUCCUCGGGGGGCGGUGGCUUCUUCUCGUCGCUGUCCAACGCUGUCAAGCAGACCACUGCGGCCGCGGCCGCUACCUUUAGCGAGCAGGUGGGCGGCGGCUCUGGGGGCGCGGGCCGUGGGGGCGCCGCCGCUAGGGUGCUGCUGGUCAUCGACGAGCCCCACACCGACUGGGCGAAAUACUUCAAAGGGAAAAAGAUCCAUGGAGAAAUUGACAUUAAAGUAGAACAGGCUGAAUUCUCUGAUCUCAACCUCGUGGCUCAUGCCAAUGGUGGAUUCUCUGUGGACAUGGAAGUUCUUCGGAAUGGAGUGAAGGUUGUGCGGUCUCUGAAGCCAGACUUUGUGCUGAUUCGUCAGCAUGCCUUCAGCAUGGCACGGAAUGGAGACUACCGCAGUUUGGUCAUUGGGCUGCAGUAUGCCGGAAUCCCCAGCGUUAACUCUUUGCAUUCUGUCUACAACUUCUGUGACAAGCCCUGGGUGUUUGCCCAGAUGGUUCGGCUGCACAAGAAACUGGGGACAGAGGAAUUCCCUCUAAUCGAUCAGACCUUCUAUCCCAAUCACAAAGAGAUGCUCAGCAGCACCACGUACCCCGUGGUUGUGAAGAUGGGACACGCACACUCUGGGAUGGGCAAGGUCAAGGUGGACAACCAGCAUGAUUUCCAGGAUAUUGCAAGUGUCGUGGCACUGACCAAGACGUAUGCCACUGCCGAGCCCUUCAUUGAUGCCAAAUACGAUGUGCGCGUCCAGAAGAUUGGGCAGAACUACAAGGCCUAUAUGAGGACAUCAGUGUCAGGAAACUGGAAGACCAACACCGGUUCUGCGAUGCUUGAACAGAUUGCCAUGUCUGACAGGUACAAGCUGUGGGUGGAUACGUGCUCAGAGAUUUUUGGGGGACUGGACAUCUGUGCAGUGGAAGCGCUGCACGGCAAGGACGGAAGAGAUCACAUCAUUGAGGUGGUGGGCUCCUCCAUGCCACUCAUCGGUGACCACCAGGAUGAAGACAAGCAGCUCAUCGUGGAGCUCGUGGUCAACAAGAUGGCUCAGGCCCUGCCCCGGCAGCGGGACGCCUCCCCCGGAAGAGGCUCCCACAGCCAGACUUUGUCCCCAGGGGCCCUGCCCUUGGGCCGCCAGACCUCCCAGCAGCCUGUGGGGCCCCCUGCUCAGCAACGACCCCCACCACAGGGUGGCCCUCCACAGCCGGGCCCAGGCCCCCAACGCCAGGGACCCCCAUUGCAGCAGCGCCCACCCCCACAGGGCCAGCAGCACCUUUCCGGUCUUGGACCCCCAGCUGGCAGCCCCCUGCCCCAGCGCCUACCAAGUCCCACAUCAGCGGCCCAGCAGCCUGUGUCCCAGGCCCCACCGCUGACCCAGGGUCAAGGCCGCCAAUCCCGACCCGUAGCAGGAGGACCUGGGGCACCUCCAGCAGCCCGCCCACCUGCCUCCCCAUCUCCCCAGCGACAGGCGGGCCCCCCACAGGCUACCCGGCAGACAUCCGUCUCUGGUCAGGCUCCACCCAAGGCCACAGGGGCCCCACCGGGUGGUCAGCAGCGCCAGGGCCCACCCCAGAAACCACCAGGCCCUGCUGGCCCUACCCGCCAAGCCAGCCAGGCGGGUCCCAUGCCCCGCACUGGGCCACCCACCACACAGCAGCCGCGGCCCAGUGGCCCAGGUCCCGCUGGACGCCCCACCAAGCCACAGCUGGCCCAGAAACCUAGCCAGGACGUGCCGCAACCUGCCACCGCUGCUGCCGGGGGACCCCCGCACCCCCAGCUCAACAAAUCCCAGUCUCUGACCAAUGCCUUCAACCUUCCAGAGCCAGCCCCGCCCAGGCCCAGCCUUAGCCAGGACGAGGUGAAAGCUGAGACCAUCCGCAGCCUGAGGAAGUCUUUCGCCAGCCUCUUCUCCGACUGACACCCCACCCUGAGAACCCCCAAAUCCCUGGGCAACCCCUCUCUGGGCCCAGAAUCCAUUUCUCACUUUUGGAAUCUCCAACUCUCUCAAGAAGCCCUCUCCUGGUUCACCAAGAUCCCUCUUCUCACUCCUCAGAAUGCCCAAGUCCCUCAAGAAACCUCACUCCUGGUCCUAAACCCAGUCAGUUCUCACGUUUGGAAUUCCCAAGACCUCUGGAAGCCCACUCCCGGUCACCUCAAUACCUACUUCUCAGUUUCAGAACCUCCAGAUUCCUAAAGACCUCCACUCCUGGUCCCCCAGAGUGCAUUUUCCUUCCCAGAAGCUCCCAAACACCAGGCAACCCAUUCUGGCACUACCACCACUGUGUCCCUUCCUGGAACCCUGAAAUUCCCGGAAAACCCUACUCCUGGUCCCAGAUCUCUCAAGCACACUUUGUUCCCCAUCAGAAUUUCCCAAUUCCUUAAGGAAACCCUACCUUUGAGCCCCUUCCAUGGAUCUCCUAUUUCUGGAGAACCACCUCUUCAAAUACCACCACCCAGCCCCACAAGGAUUUCCCUUCACCUGCCCCCAGCCCCAUUCAACACAUUGAGAGCUCCUCCCACUGCUAGGAUCCCUCAGUUCCCCCAGGGACCCCUGCCCCACUUUCCUGCCUCUGACAGCUGUCUUUAAAUAUGCAAACUCUACCCAUCUUCCCAGAAUCCUUUGCACACAGAAGGCCAGUGGUCCCCCACUUCCCACCUUUGCUGUGAUGUCUGUGUCUGUGACUGGCGUGGCCUCCUCUUGUGCCGUGCUUGGCAUAUGUGGUCCUCGUUCAUCGUGCCGCCUGUGGUGAUGCGUGCAGUGGCGCUGUUUGUGUGGUGCGCACCUCCCCCUAACCUCCACUCCUUGCCUGGACUCAUCCCCACCCCUCAGCGGCUCUGAACCCCACGAGAAGAGUCGGGAAGCAAAAUAAACAAGCAAAGGCCCAGCA
Molecule: messenger RNA, 3339 nt
Organism: Hipposideros armiger (great roundleaf bat)
Lineage: Eukaryota; Metazoa; Chordata; Mammalia; Chiroptera; Hipposideridae
Gene: SYN1
Product: synapsin I
Exons: 13
Coding region: 255-2369 (704 amino acids)
Biological process (GO): neurotransmitter secretion
Cellular component (GO): synaptic vesicle membrane; synaptic vesicle
Molecular function (GO): ATP binding
Source: RefSeq, a predicted model, not a curated record